AUGCAAAGCCAGAGCUACGCACAAGGCACGUUGAUCUGGAUCAAGCACGAGGAGGAGGUAUGGAUCCAGGCAGAGAUCGUCACUGCCAACGACAAAGAGAUCAUUGUCAAGACAGCAGAAGACCCAAACAGCAGGAUCGUAUUGGGGCCUCACGAGCCCAUUUUCCUCAGGACCUCAGAUGUUUUCACGUCUGAGGGCCUUUCAGUGCUGGAUGACCUGUGCCAGCUGACGCACCUCCACGAGCCGGCAGUGCUCAGCUCCUUGCAGAACCGCUUCGACAUUGACAAGAUCUACACCUUCACGGGCCCCAUCCUCAUCGCGCUCAAUCCCUUCAAGAGCAUACCUGGUCUUUACGAUGAGGAGGUCCUCAGGAGCUUCAUGACCACCAAGCCCUCCAGCAAGCCGCACGUCUUCAACACCUCGAACGCCACCUACCGCGGCAUCUGCGACCGGCGGAAGAGCCAGACGGUUCUCAUCAGCGGCGAGUCUGGAGCUGGAAAGACGGAGACAACGAAGUUCGUGAUGAAGUUCCUGGCUAUGGCCGGGGCUGCCGACGGGCAGGUGACCAGUGUGGAGAAGCAAGUCUUGGAGUCGAACCCUUUGCUCGAAGCCUUUGGCAACGCCCGAACACUGAGGAACGACAACUCCAGCCGAUUUGGAAAGUUCAUCGAGCUGCAAUUUCGAACUUCCAGCCAAGAUGCAUCAUCCUUGGGCGUGGCCGGCGAGAAUUGCCGCCUCUGUGGUGCGCGCAUCCAGACCUACCUCCUUGAGAAGGUGCGCGUCUGCGACCAGCAGGAAGGGGAAAGGAAUUACCACCUCUUCUACGAGGCCUGCGCCGCUGCCGCUCUGGCCACCUCCGGCGACUACGCGUUUCCCCAGAGGCUCGCCAAAGGCAAGGUCAAGGAGGAGGUGACCCUCAACCUCGAGGGCUUCUCGGAGCUCACGAACUUCGCCUACCUCACGCGAUCUUCCUGUAAGUCCUUGAAGGACGUGGAUGAUGUGGAGAUGUUCGAGAGGCGGAUCCACGCCAUGCAGACCAUCGGGAUCCCGCACGACCAGGUGACGCAGAUCCUGCGCAUGGUCGCUGCGGUGCUCCACCUGGGCAACGUGAAGUUCGACGCGCCGCCCAACAACAGCGAAGGCUCCAUGGCCAUGGCGGAGUGUGACCGCUCCGUCGAGAUGGCCAGCAAGCUGCUGGGGGUCGAUCGCAAGUCUUUGGAGUCUGCGCUCUGCAGCCAGACGCGCGUCACACGCAGCGAGAAGAUUCGUAGCCCUGUGAACGUCCGACAAGCCGCGGACAACAGGGAUGCACUGGCAAAGGCGGUGUAUGGGAUCGUCUUCAACUUCAUUGUGCAGAGCACCAACAUGUCCAUCGGUUAUGUCGAGGACGUGAAGCUUUUCGCAGGCGUCUUGGACAUCUUUGGUUUCGAAUGCUUCAAGAUGAACUCCUUCGAACAGCUUUGCAUCAACUUCACCAAUGAGCGACUCCAGCAGUUCUUCAACUCUUUUGUCUUCAAGCUGGAGGAGCAGCUCUAUGACCGCGAAGGCAUCGAAUGGGAUCCGCUCGACUUCCCUGACAACCAGGAUGCUGUGGACAUGCUGCAAGCAAAGGGCACCGGGGUCUUCGCAAUUCUCGAUGAGGAGUGCGUUGUCCCCCAAGGCUCGGACCAGGGCUUCACCAACAAGCUGAUCAAGCAGCACCGAGGUCACCGGCGCUUUGACGAGAUCAAGACGAAGCCCUCGUGGUUUGUGAUCAAGCACUUCGCCGGCCCCGUGAGCUACUGUUCCGAUGGCUUCCUGGACAAAAACAAAGAUCAGCUCAGCAAUGACCUCAUCGAGUGCAUGGGGGCCAGCACGAAUGAGUUCAUUGUGAAGCUUUUCAGACAGGACGUGAAGUACGGGGAGGUGCUGAACAAGGACGAGUCUUCAGACACUGGGGCGGGCAAGAAGAAGAAGAAGUACACGGUUGGUUGCCAACUGGUUGCUGCAGUUGCGCAGGAUCAGCUCGCCUCACUGAUGGAUAUCGUUGACUUGACGGAGCCCCACUUCGUGCGCCAGGGGCUUCAGCUC
Messenger RNA from Symbiodinium natans, 2070 nucleotides. Lineage: Eukaryota; Dinophyceae; Suessiales; Symbiodiniaceae. The record is from the annotation of a GenBank genome assembly.